Molecule: messenger RNA, 2973 nt
Organism: Ambispora gerdemannii
Lineage: Eukaryota; Fungi; Glomeromycota; Glomeromycetes; Archaeosporales; Ambisporaceae
Source: the annotation of a GenBank genome assembly
GAAUCUGUCAACGCUCAAUCAAAAUUUGAACCGGGACCGAGAGGAGACCAUUGCACAGCAGCUUACGGAAAUCGUUUUUAUGUAUAUGGUGGUGAUGGGAAUGAUUCAGUAUAUAGUUGGUUUAGUUAUAUCGAAGCACCAUUCAAUGUAGCAGAUCAAAAAUGGGUUGCUAUGCCAACCGACGGAGCUCAUAAUGUUAGUAGUCCCGCAUGUGUCGUGACUGAGAAUGGUCUUUUCUAUGUAAUCGGUGGUGGACGAAAGGAAGAUGCAAAUUUUAACGGCGUUUCCGUGUAUGAUCUUACAAAAGGAACCAAUGGAAAAUGGACUGAUGUUGCGACAACUAAGCUUGAUUCACGUGCUAUAAUAGCACGUCGACAUAGUCAUAGUGCAAUAUAUGUAAAGACUACGACUGGAAACGAAAUAAUAUUCGUAUUUAGUGGUGCAUUUGAUACUGUAUUGACGAAAGAUUCUUAUAUUCUACAUCUUAAAAAUAUGACAUGGGAGAAUAUUACAAGUGAAGCGCAAUAUGCACCCCCCGCGCUUGCAUUUUCUCCUCUAGUCACCUUCAAAGAUAAUAUCUUUGUUGUAAGUGGCUCCCUAACUAUGUCUACUAAUGCGUAUUCUCGCAAUAAAAUAUGGGCCUUCAAUAUACCCACGCGCACAUGGUAUGAACCAAAUGUUUCGCCAGGAGACAAUUUUGCUGGAGCUUGGCCCGGAAAGUUAAAUGAUACAUUUUUCUUUGUUUCUGCUGGUUCGAGUUCCUUAAAUUCGAUUAUGGGAGCUUGGAACCUUAUGAAUAAUUCUUUUACAGUCUUUAAGAAUGGUUCAAUAGCACAAGGCAUUAGUCACGAUGAUUAUUCGGCUUCUCAAUUUGCUGGAAGUGAUGUACUAAUUACAUAUGGUGGUGUAAGUAAAAAAAGCUUUGACACAUUCAAUACAAGUAUCAUAGGAUCCAGAUUCACAAACGACCUGGCAAUUUUUAAUAUGACGCAGCGUGCUUGGGUAAAUGUUUGUAAUGUGCCCAUAAUUUUGCCAGUGGAUCGAUUCCCCGGUGGUGCUGUUUUAGCACCUAAUCAAGCUGACCCAUAUUAUUCCAAUUCUUCCAAGCCAGCCAGCCCAGAUGGAAGCAAUCCUGGAAGCUCGACUAACAACCCACCUACAGGACUUUACAUCGUAGCAGGAGUUGCAAUCGUUGUUAUCUUUGCUAUUGGGUGCUUUGGAUUUUGGUAUUAUCGAAGAAAAUCAAAGCCAGAACCCGUUGGAAAAGCAGAUCCACACAUAAAAAUUUCAUCAACUAUAUCAAUUUCAUCAACACUAAAAUCUGAAUCCGAUAACAAUUCGAGCUCAGAUAUCACUCAUUUAGUUCAGCGGCAUUCGAUAAAAAUUCAUCCAUCAAAUGCCGGUUCAAGAUACAAAGAUGAAGUUUUUGGUCGUCAUGAACUCACCACCAUGCUGUAUGAUAAACCUGACGUAAAUGAAACGGAACCAUCAGCUCCAACUGACGCUGUUAUUUUAGGGCGGUAUCGACUAGGAGGAAAAUCUACAAACGGCGGGAAUAACACGAUACGCCAGGCUGUCGAUAACCAAACUGAUAAGCAAGUGGCGAUUAAAUUCUUUCAAAAUUUCGAAUCUUUUAAGCGAGAAGUUGUUAUGCUCAAAUAUCUUCGCUCUCGUCAUGUCGGCGAAUUUUUAGCAUCGUACAAACUUCAUUCGAAAAACGAUUGGCCUUUUGUCUCUAUUUUGAAUUAUUAUCCACAGAGUUUAGACAGUUUUAUUUUGAGUGAAUCGUCCUCGAUGGACAUGCUAUUUAUAAAAGUUAUCAUAAAGUCUCUAACAAAUGCGAUUCAUUAUUUGCAUAUACAUAACGUUGCUCAUUUGGAUAUUAAACCUGGAAAUUUUGUGCACGAACCUGGUGAUGUCUCCAAAUGGAGAUUAAUUGACUUUGAGGCUGCUAGAUUUGUUGGGGAGGAAACAGUCGAUGAUUGCUCACCUUUAUACUGCUCACCCGAAGUAUUACAUUCGGCACUAACACAGUCUCCGGUAAUAGCAACAACCUCAAUGGACAUGUGGUCUUUAGGAUGUAUAAUCUAUGAAUUAUACACACACACCCCAUUGUUCUAUUCAUCAGAUGAAGCGAUCGAGAAAUUAACAAGAAGUUAUGCACAUGGCCAGCUAAUAGAUUUACCUUUGAACAGAAUUGCUGAUAUACAAGCGAGAAAUAUGUCAGAGAAACUUCUUACGAUAAAACCAUCAAAUCGAAUUUCAUGUGAACAAAUUCUACGUUCUGCAUUCUUAAAUUCUGGUCUAGAUACAAAACAGUUGUCUGUUUGGCAAUCAGAAUCAACUGAAAAAAUAAUCACAGUUGUCAAUGCUGUUAUAAAUAGCAUAACUGACACUAUGGAUGCCGCUAUUCCGCGUUUAUAUAUUUUAUUACCGGGUGGAGAAACGAACACGAUUUUCUACCCUAAAACUUGGGGAAAAAAUACUUUUAUUCUACAUGUUUUAUGCGAAGGACUUGAUCCUGGAAACAGGGAAGCUCAUUUUACCACACACGGUGGCUAUCCAAUUCAUGAUCCUAAACCUAUGUUGGCAAAGGCUGGUCCUUACCUUUCGAUCGUAGCAACUUUAAUUGGUGCAGGGGUUAAUCAUUUCCUUCAACUAAAAAUGCCAGAUAAUAUCAAUAGACUAAUCAGUCAAGGAACAUCAAGACCAACCGAAUAUUUCCAGCAAUUGACCAAAUUACUCGAUCAAGCGACGACAAGUCCUGAACAAAUACACGAAAUCGAAAAUGCAAAGAAAGAUCCUGUAGCUAGGAUGAAUGUUGUUCGUGGUCCUGCGCUUCGUGAAUUUCAGGCUUUUCUUGAAAAAAAUGAUCCUGCGCGGCAAUAUGGAGGAUUGCAACGCGUGGUUUUAAAUAAUGGACGAUGGCGAUGGGUGUGUCAAGAUUGUCAAGAUUGUCAUCAACGAGCUUAA